AUGGCGGAUCUUCGCAAUCGAUUGCGUGAUUUGGGCGUCCCAGAUGACGUUCCAGUCCAAGGUGGAAACGACGUUGAAAUUCGAGAUGAAGGAAAUGGUAUUUUGUUCAUUGGCUUUGGCCACGACAAUGAUUGCUAUCUAUCAUUUCAUGACUUGACAAUUGUUAUACCCUUGAUUGGACAUCGAUUUCAUGUGCUUUGGGUAGAUGUUGAUGAUGAUGAUAUUGAUUUGCAGGGUUGGGGAUUCCCCCAAAAUGAAGCCGAUCAAUUGAUCCUGCUGUUCCAAACUUGCUUUCCAAAUUUGAAAGCAGUCUCCCUUUAUGGCAUGAUUUCAGAUGAAACUCGUACAAGUCUCGUCCAAAGUCUCCCUCGGCGUGUGGUCAGUCUAGGCUUCACGUUUGCAAGCGCGGUGACGAUGUUUCCUACUGCAAUGUCAACGAUCUCUGAUCGUUACCCUGGAUUGAAGUCACUGGAAUUUUCAUAUAUCUCGUUUGAUCUUCCAGGUCAAGAUACAGUUCCCUUCUUUGAGUCAGUUAAGAAACUCAUCCAAGACUUGCCAAGUCUCCAAAAUCUGAAACUCGAUCAUGUUGAAUCCACCCAACCAGAAGAUUGGAGUUUGGUUACCGAAGCCAUUCUGGCACAUCCCAACCUCAAGAAGCUCAAGUUUCGCGCAGAUCAUGGCUUUGAUGGCUUUGACGAAACAACAGAACGCGCCAUUGUUCGCCACCUCGGGGAAAACAGAUUGAAGGCGACGCUACGACCCGCCGACAAUACCGGUACCACUUUCGACCUUCACCGAUGGGUGGUUACUGCCGCCGCUUUUCGUAACCAGUCCGGUUUCGGCUAUCUGUUCUCUCCUGAGGUUAUUGAUCCGUGUGUCCUCGCCCAGUCAGCACUUGAUCAGCUCCGUUUUCGGGCCGCUACCAAGAAGUAUUUUGAAAACGAACUGGGCAAGAUUCGAGUCAAGUUGGCUCAAACUCAAGAGCCCCCAUGUAGCUGGAUCUGCUUCGAGACAAUGCUGGUUGCGAAAUUGAAUGCAUUGGAAAGUGGGUCGCAAGCCUCUGCCUCGGUCAGUCAAACAACCGAGGACCUUCAACGCCUUGAGCGGGCUCAGGUCUUCGAGUAUGAGGCUGCUGACUAA
This is a messenger RNA of Seminavis robusta, 1140 nucleotides long. NCBI's taxonomy places the organism in Eukaryota, Bacillariophyta, Bacillariophyceae, Naviculales, Naviculaceae. The record is from the annotation of a GenBank genome assembly.